CGUUCUGCUACUGGAACCAACCAGAGCGUGCGUAGACGGAACAGCCGUCGGGUUUUAAGUAGCGACCCUGGCUGUUUAAUCUAAUCCUAGAUGAUCGUAAGGCCGAGACGGCCAGUGAUCGACUCUGCCAUACCGCGAUUCGGUCACGUCGAGGCGGAGCUCGUUGCCGGUAAUAUCGAAUGCGAGAGUGCGUAUUGCUACGCGGCAGAGUAUACGACGGACAAAGAGAAACGGGAUCUCUGUAUCGCGUAUAUAAUGAACCAACUCCCGGAUGUCACACCAUGCCGUUACCUUUUUUCACCUCACCACCGCUCUCUAGGUUGAAGAAACUCCCCUCCCACCUUGGUGAAGUUACAGGUACCAGCCACCAUGCUGUCUCUCGCCGUGUCCGCAGCCCUGCUCGGGCUCGCCUCCGCCCAGCAGGUCGGAAAGCAGCAGACCGAGACCCACCCCAAGCUGAGCUGGAAGAGAUGCUCCAGCGGCGGCUCGUGCUCGACGGUCAGCGCCGAGGUGACCAUCGACUCCAACUGGCGAUGGCUGCACUCUACGGAGGGCACGGAAAACUGCUACGACGGCAACCAGUGGACGUCGAAGUGCAGCUCCGCUACCGACUGCGCCACCAAGUGCGCCAUAGAGGGCGCCGACUACAGCAAGACCUACGGCGCGUCCACCAGCGGCGACGCCCUGACCCUCAAGUUCGUCACCAAGCACGACUACGGCACCAACAUCGGCUCCCGCUUCUACCUCAUGAACGGCGCUAGCAAGUACCAGACCUUCAAUCUGCUCGGCAACGAGUUCGCCUUCGACGUCGAUCUCUCGACCGUCGACUGCGGUCUCAACGCUGCUCUUUACUUCGUCGCCAUGGAGGAAGACGGCGGCAUGGCUAGCUACUCCAGCAACAAGGCCGGUGCCAAGUACGGCACCGGUUACUGCGAUGCUCAGUGCGCUCGUGACCUGAAGUUCGUCGGCGGCAAAGCCAACGUUGAGGGGUGGAAGCCGUCCACCAACGACGCGAACGCCGGUGUUGGCCCGUACGGUGCCUGCUGCGCUGAGAUCGACGUCUGGGAGUCCAACUCGCACUCCUUCGCCCUGACGCCCCACCCCUGCACCCAAAAUGAGUACCACGUGUGCGAGAACGACGGCUGCGGCGGCACGUACUCGGACGACCGGUUCGCCGGCAAGUGCGACGCCAACGGGUGCGACUACAACCCGUACCGCAUGGGGAACAAGGACUUCUACGGCAAGGGCAAGACGGUCGACACGAGCAAGAAGUUCACCGUCGUGACCCGGUUCGAGCAGAACAAGAUGUCGCAGUUCUUCGUGCAGAACGGCAGGAAGAUCGAGAUCCCCGGCUCGACGUACGAGGGCCUCCCCGCGAGCAGCAACAUCACCCCCGAGUUCUGCAGCAAGCAGUUCGAGAUCUUCGGCGACCGCGACCGCUUCAGCGAGGUCGGCGGCUUCGACCAGCUCAACAAGGCCCUCGCCCUUCCCAUGGUCCUGGUUAUGUCCAUCUGGGACGACCACUACGCCAACAUGCUCUGGCUCGACUCCAGCUACCCCCCCGAGAAGGCCGGCCAGCCCGGCGGCGACCGUGGCGACUGCCCCCAGGACUCCGGCGUCCCCUCCGAGGUCGAGUCCUCGAUCCCCGACGCCAAGGUCGUCUGGUCCAACAUCCGCUUCGGCCCCGUCGGCUCCACCGUCACGGUCUAAGCGGCCCCCUCGGC
Messenger RNA from Durotheca rogersii, 1724 nucleotides. Its product is annotated as glycoside hydrolase family 7 protein. The transcript is spliced from 6 exons. NCBI's taxonomy places the organism in Eukaryota, Fungi, Ascomycota, Sordariomycetes, Xylariales, Xylariaceae. Gene Ontology annotation, molecular function: hydrolase activity, hydrolyzing O-glycosyl compounds. The record is from RefSeq and is a predicted model, not a curated record. Gene Ontology annotation, biological process: carbohydrate metabolic process. Bases 370 to 1710 code for a protein of 446 amino acids.